AUGACAGCCCCUGUGGACGCCCAAGAACAAGCCCGCAUCGACAACAAGAUCACGGCCGAUCUGAACGUUGUCAUUGACAAGAUGGAUCUACUGGACAGCAUGCUAAAACCGGGUGCCGAUUCUCCCACACCAUCUGUCAAAAAGCACGAAGCAUUGUUGGCCGUGAUUGGAUUUUUGGAAGCGUGUGCGCCUCGCAUGGUGGAAUUGGUCGAAGCCGCCGCACAGGGACUGUUAUCGGGACAUGUCUUGGAAAAGUGUCUGGCGGUGAAUGAUCGCCUUUUGAAACAAUUACAAGAAAUUGAUACUCUGGCACUCACCGAAACGGCAGCAUCGACCACGGCCGCAUCGGUGCCCGUCAAGGACAUGGCCGAAUUACUGUUGGACGACGAUGAUGACGAAGAUGAUGACAAACGAAAACAAGCGCCACCAGCAGGCACCAAAUCUACAGGAGAAGACGAAGAAGACAAUGGAAAACUUCCAGCUGCAGAGGAUGGAAAAGUACCUGCUGCCGAUGAGGAUGGAAAAAUGCCAGCCGAAGACGAUGGAAAAAUGCCAGCGGCAGCAGCACCAGAUGUGGCGGCAACAGGUGAAAAGGACAGUUUUGAUGACUUUUUUGCAGAACGAACGGCUGCUUUUACAAGUAAUAAUCAAGAAUGA
Messenger RNA from Seminavis robusta, 657 nucleotides. The record is from the annotation of a GenBank genome assembly. Lineage: Eukaryota; Bacillariophyta; Bacillariophyceae; Naviculales; Naviculaceae.